Messenger RNA from Colias croceus (clouded yellow), 2353 nucleotides. Its product is annotated as tyrosine-protein phosphatase CDC14 homolog. The record is from RefSeq and is a predicted model, not a curated record. The coding region runs from base 6 to 2141 and encodes 711 amino acids. Gene Ontology annotation, cellular component: kinociliary basal body; spindle pole; centrosome. Gene Ontology annotation, molecular function: protein serine/threonine phosphatase activity; protein tyrosine/serine/threonine phosphatase activity. The transcript has 7 exons. NCBI's taxonomy places the organism in Eukaryota, Metazoa, Arthropoda, Insecta, Lepidoptera, Pieridae. Gene Ontology annotation, biological process: microtubule cytoskeleton organization; regulation of exit from mitosis; protein dephosphorylation.
UGAGAAUGGAUGAGAAUGAUGUCAUCAUAUCUUCCACUGAGAUUAUAAGAGAUAGAUUAUACUUCGCAACCCUUAAAACCGGAUAUAAGCCGAAGCCGACUCGAAACAGUAAAUACUUCCACAUCGAGGAUGAGAUCGUUUACGAGAACUUCUACUUCGACUUUGGACCUUAUCACCUGUGCCAUUUGUACCAGUUUUGCAAUAAGCUCAACGAGGAACUGGAGAAAAAUCCAAAGAAGAAGAUCGUAUUCUACACGAGUAACAAUGAAACGCUCAGACUCAAUGCCGCCUAUCUUAUUGGGAGUUAUCAGAUAAUAUAUCUAGGCAGUUCACCGGGCGCUGUGUACAAGCAGCUGACGGAGGGCACGUGGUCCCUCCUGAACUUUCGAGAUGCCUCCGGAGGUCCGCCGCUCUUCGAUAUAUCCCUGUUGGACGUCCUGCAGGGAAUAAAGGUGGCACACGAUGCCAGGUUCUUUGAUUUCGAGCACUUCGACGCCGAUCAGUAUUUGUUUUAUGAGAAAGUCGAGAACGGCGACCUAAACUGGAUAAUCCCAAGCAAAAUGCUAGCGUUCUCCGGUCCCCACCACCGCUCGCGGCUCGACCGCGGCUACCCGCUCCACAGCCCGGAACACUACCACGAGUACUUCAAGAAACACCACGUGACCACCAUAGUACGACUCAAUAAGAAGUCAUAUGACGCAAGACAGUUUACAUCACACGGCUUUGAACAUAGAGAACUCUUCUUCGUUGAUGGUUCAGUGCCGUCAGAUUUGAUCGUGAACAGGUUUAUACGGAUCUCGGAGAUGGCGAAGGGCGCGGUGGCUGUGCAUUGUAAAGCUGGUCUCGGUCGUACAGGCACGUUGAUAGCAUGCUACAUGAUGAAGCACCACGGGUUCACUGCGCGCGAGGCGAUCGCGUGGCUCCGUGUGUGCAGACCGGGAUCUGUGAUUGGACACCAGCAGUGGUUUCUUGAGAACAUCCAACCACGCAUGCACGCGGAGGGCGAGUCGUACCGGCGGCGCAACAACAUUACUGCGCUUCCUGUAUUCUCUCGUGGUAUAUACUCGACGGCGCCCGUCGCCCCCGCGCCCUCCGCGCCCCACGUCGGCGCCCCCGCGCCCGAGAGACCCGUGUCGCUGCAUGCUAUACUGGGCAAGGGCGCCGCUAGCAAGUUGGAUAACGCUAACGCACUAAACGCGAACGAAACAGACACAGAGAACAACAUAACAUCAGUGAUCGGAAAGUAUAAAAUCACCGCGUCCCCGAUGUUGCCGGCAAAAGUGUUCACGCCGAAAAUGAAUUACAUGAUGCCAACCAACAAUAUACGGAACGCGAACAACACGAAUCUAAAACCACAGCCGAGGUUGAUCAACUCGACUCUAAAGUCUCACUACGCGGCCAAAACGUCCACUUUCCCGCCAACAAGAGGUGCCAACUCGCAAGCCAAUAAACUGACCGGUGUAAAAUCACCCUUCACAGGGAAAAGUAGCUUCCACGGACAACGUGCCAACCUCGCCCGACCGGCCAACUACACGCACGGAACUAGCCCCAUCAAAACGUUCACCAGAAAAGCACUAAGCGUCACCAAAAUGACCACGAACGACACAAACACGGUCACCACCGUCAGCGUAACUUCAACCUUAUCUGCUAUGACGGAGAACUGCCAUUUGAAUGGCAAAAAUCGCCUCCCCUCCGAACCGAAUCUCAAAGCGCAGAACAAAAUUCCAGUGGUCAAUAACACGAGGAAGAAGCUGAUAGUUCGGUCGAAUUCCAGUUCGAGGAAAAAAUUGCCAAAGAGCGUUCCGAAAGGCAAUCUAGAAGCCACACAGGAUCUUUCUUCCAGUGAUACCAACAUUACGAACAUUUCGGUUGACUCGUUGGACGCUCCGUUUAGGUUUAGACGAAAACGGGAUAAAUCUAGCAGCCCCGAGCCGAUGGACACCUUAUCAAACUCUAUAAUAACAGCCGACGUGACGCCAGAAAAUUACGAGGAAACAAACAAUUCUCAAGGGAAUAAACUGUAUAAAAUAAAAGCAUUGCGAAAGAAGUGUCCCGCGUUCGGUGUUAGUUUGUUGAAGAAAGACGGCGUUCAAACUCGCUCGAGUAGUUGCGCCAGUAGCUCGACCGUUAAAAAGAAAUGAUCUCUAUGAGUGUUACUUACGCACGUUCUAAGUUUACGAGUUAGCUAGUACUUGUCACGGUGUAAUUAGCGUCUUAGUGGACAUUUUAAAGAAAUAUAUACAUAUUCGAGUGUCUAGCGUGUAGACUGAAAUAUGAACUGUUUCGUUUUUACUGCUUUUUUAUACCACUGCAAAGAGAAGUGUCGAACAUUUAUUUUAAUUUAAAUCUUGCC